AUUAUUGAUAGAAACAUAAUAUCUUCAAAAAAUGACACUUCACGAAGCCACUGGAAAUGUCUCGCUGGACUGGCCUUCAUUAAACUUCUCCCAGUCAGAAGAUGGUUGCCAUUGGGUGGUACCUCAACAUUACCUGUUUCAGAUGGCUAACAGCGUGUUGCUUGGAGCCCUGGCAAGUCCUGCUUCUAAACAUGGAACACUCUUCAUGCAUUCAUGCUUUGUUCUAGGCUUCUUGCUGUUGUCCAUUUGGUCAUGGGUAAUACUGUGCGCUCCCGAUUACUUCUCCUGGAAUUUCAGCUUUAUGGUGAUAAAUGCUGUUCAGGCCCUAGUUAUUCUGUACAACAUCAGACCUGUCAAAUUCUGUGAUGAUCUGGAAGAUGUUUACGUCACGGUGUUUCAGCCUCUUAGAGUCCCCAGGCAUCUCUAUAAGAAGCUGGUCUCUCCUGACUACUGCACCCUAGGAAUGCUUCACGAAGGGGAAGUUUAUGCCAGUCAGGGGAUAAGUAAAAUAGACAGACUGGGUCUACUUAUAGCUGGAAGGAUGUCAGUGUAUAGUAGUCAUCAGGAACUUCAUCAAGUCCAGGCUAAGGAAUUCAUAGAUUCUCCGGAAUUCGAAUCAGCCAUAUCUGGAGACGACAAAUAUCAGGUGUCAAUAGUUGCUGUUUCGACAUGUCGGUACAUAUUCUGGCAGCGGAGCGGUUUGGAGUACCUGUUGAUUAAGGAGCCUUACCUUGCUAGCCUUUUGAGGGCGGUCUUGGGAAGAGAUAUCACCAACAAGUUAUACUCCAUUAAUGACAAGCUUGUCAAGAAUAAAGGAUCCCGAAUGGACAUACGACUUCCGAGUAUCUCAGCUGUGGCGCGAGGGCGGCACUGUCAUGAUGACGUCAUUGAAAAGGGCAUAGAACGGAAAACUUCUCUGUAUGGGACAAAGCUUGGGGACACACUGGGACAUAUUGAGCGGGAAGAAUCUUCAGAAGGGCAAACAGAUGUUACUGAGAAAACCGAACUACUGAAUGGAGUAAAGGAUCAUCAGAGUAAAAGAUUUGCUGAAAAAACAUGAUCGAGCACUGCUUUUUGAUGAAAAAUUCCAGAAUCCAAUGUGUCUAGUCAAGAUAAUUGCCACUUUGAUUAAGAAUUUAACUGUAAUAAAGAUUAAGAAUUUAACUGUAAUAAAAAUAUUUAUAUCUCUU
This is a messenger RNA of Saccostrea cuccullata (small rock oyster), 1190 nucleotides long. RefSeq names its product popeye domain-containing protein 3-like. Lineage: Eukaryota; Metazoa; Mollusca; Bivalvia; Ostreida; Ostreidae. Gene Ontology annotation, biological process: regulation of membrane potential; heart development; striated muscle cell differentiation. Gene Ontology annotation, cellular component: sarcolemma. Bases 32 to 1060 code for a protein of 342 amino acids. Gene Ontology annotation, molecular function: cAMP binding. The record is from RefSeq and is a predicted model, not a curated record. The transcript has 7 exons.